GUAUCUGCUAGUUCCCCAUCCUGGCCUUCCGGUUUCCCCGUCUCUUCUUCAGGUUUGUGCCACAGUGCUCCAUUCUCUAGCCCCAUUCCAGAUUUCAUCCAACCAAGCAAUCAAGGUGGCUCGGAAUUUGAGGCCCAUUAAGAUGUGUGUUUGUGUACACAUCCUGUCCUGCUGCUCUCGGCAGGAGGCAGCCAACUCGUGUCAGAUUCCCUGAGAAACCCUGACAAAGAGAAGACAGCAUAUGCUACUACGAUCACAAGAAAAUGUGGGAGCGCUCAGAGCUUUAGCAGUCCUAGGCUGGUCAGCAUCGCAAGCCCUCCCAGCAUCUGCUCCCCGAGCCAGAGUCUCUUCCUUAAAACUUGAAUAACUGUUCUUCAUGCCCGUCACUUGCAGGAUAGAUUCCAGACCCUCUUCCUCAGCCCACCUGUGCCGCGCCCCACCCAACGCUGUGUGCUCCAGCCCACUCUGCCCAGAAGUGCAAGAGCCCAAGCCGCCUCCAUGGCCCCAGGAAGGAGUCAGGGCAGAGGCCCCAUACAGGGAGCCACUCCAACCAGACAGCCCGGCCAGAAUGGAGCUGACUGAACUGCUCCUCGUGGUCAUGCUUCUCCUAACCGCACGGCUGGCCCGGUCUAGCCCGGCUCCUCCUGCCUGUGACCCCCGACUGCUAAACAAACUGCUACGUGACUCUCAUGUCCUUCAAGGCCGACUGAGCCAGUGCCCAGACAUCAGCCCUUUGUCCACACCUGUCCUGCUGCCUGCCGUGGACUUCACCCUGGGAGAAUGGAAAACCCAGACGGAGCAGACCAAGGCACAGGACGUUCUGGGGGCGACGACCCUCCUGCUGGAGGGAGUGAUGGCAGCACGGGGACAAGUGGAACCUACUUGCCUCUCAUUCUUACUGGGGCAGCUUUCGGGACAAGUUCGCCUCCUCCUCGGGGCCCUGCAGGGCCUCCUUGGGACCCAGCUUCCUCCACAGGGCAGAACCUCCGCUCACAGAGAUCCCCGUGCCAUCUUCCUGAGCUUCCAGCAACUGCUCCGAGGAAAGGUGCGUUUCCUGCUGCAUGUGGUAGGGCCCACCCUCUGUGCCAAGCGGGCCCUACCCACCACCGCGCUCCCACACAGUACCUCUCUCCUCCUCACACUGAACAAGCUUCCAAACAGGACUUCUGGAUUGCUGGAGACGAACUCCAGUGUCCUGGCCAAAACUACUGGCUCUGGACUUCUGAAGAGGCUGCAGGGAGUCGGAGCCAACGGGCCUGGUCUGCUGAACCAAACUUCCAGGUUCCUGGACCAAACCCCUGGACAACUGAACAGGACACACGGACCUUUGAAUGGAACUCAGGGACUCCUUCCUGGACCCUCACCCAGGGCCCCAGGAGCCCUGAAUAUUCCUCCAGGAACUUUGGACAUGGUCUCCCUGCCACCCAAUCUCCAGCCUGGAUAUUCUCCCCUAACCCUUCCUGCCAUUGGACAACAUACAGUCUUCUCACCUUCACCCUCCGUGCCCACUACCCCCACAGCCCAGCUCCAACUCCCACUUCCUGACCCCUCUGCUGCCAUGCCCGACCCCACCAGUCCUCUCCGAGCGGAGGUGCACCCUCACUUCCGGAAUCUAUCUCAGGAGGAGUAAGGUGCUCAGGCGCUGCCCACACCAGCAGUGUCUCCCAUUGUGAUUCUCUUACCCGGAGGAGAGGCCCCGGAGACAACUGCAGCUCCCCCAGAUUUCCUGCUUUCCCUGGAGCCCACAGUCCUGGUGAAGGCAGACACAUAGGAAGGAAAGGGGAUCUUUUUUCUCUGUUUAAAACACCAGAAGCUAUUUUUUUUAAUGUUUUUAUUGAUUUCAGAGAAAGGAAGGGGGAGGGAGAGAAAUAUUGAUGUGAGAUACAUCGAUUGUUGCCUCCUGCAUGCCCCCUCCUGGGAAUGGAGCCUGCAACCCAACCUGGGCGUACGCCCUGACCAUAAUCGAACCAGCGGCCUCCUGGUGUAUGGGAUGACGCUCAACCAACUGAGCCACACUGGCAGGGCAGAAAAGCUAUUUUUUUUAACCUAUCAAUAAUAUUCACCAGAGCAGCUAGUUAUCGGUCUAUUUUCUGUACAAAUUUACAACUUACGGAUUCUCUAUAUGCUUUUUCGUGUGAUAAUUCCUUUAAAGGCCUGGACUGGCCUGACCUCUGAACAGAGGUAGAGACUAAUCUUCUGUCAGAAAACAGAAAAGUGAGCUUUAGUUUUCUGCUCAGAACUAAGGUUAGUCUCUUUACCAUGACCCUUUACCUCAUUCUCAAUGGCACUCUGACCUCCUUUUCUUAGGAGAUCCUUACCCCUGAGAAAUGAAUGAGACAUUGUCUCCCACAAAGACUGUCUGAGCCUGUAUCAAUAAAGAAUAAAUUAAGCACCCAAAAGCUAA
Messenger RNA from Pipistrellus kuhlii (Kuhl's pipistrelle), 2404 nucleotides. It is a transcript of the gene THPO, whose product is annotated as thrombopoietin. The transcript has 5 exons. The record is from RefSeq and is a predicted model, not a curated record. Gene Ontology annotation, biological process: positive regulation of hematopoietic stem cell proliferation; cell population proliferation; positive regulation of ERK1 and ERK2 cascade. Lineage: Eukaryota; Metazoa; Chordata; Mammalia; Chiroptera; Vespertilionidae. The coding region runs from base 377 to 1630 and encodes 417 amino acids. Gene Ontology annotation, cellular component: extracellular region. Gene Ontology annotation, molecular function: hormone activity; cytokine activity.